GUACAUUGUCGUGUAAUCAUAUUUAAGCUGUACAAAUUUAGUGUGUGUAUCAGGCACUUUCUGAUUCAAAAUUGUGAGGACGUAUUGAAUUUGAAGCAAGUAGGAACACAGUAAACUGCUAACUCAGGCAGCCAAUGGAUCAGGUCCCGGGCAAGAAACUCCAGGCAGACGCCUCUGCUCUGGACGUGACCUACUGCCAGCCCUGUUCCCAGGAUGGAGAAACCCUUCCAGCCGAAGCCUACUGUACCGUCUGCAAGGAGUUUAUGUGCUCCAACUGCACGAGCGUACACAAGAAACAAAGAAUGUCAAAGUCCCAUACACUUCUUGAAAAGAGCAACAUGCCUACUACCAUGCAAGAUUUUACAAUCAAAGAAGAGAGCACACAACCUUGUGACAUCCACCCUGAAGAACGUAUAAAAUACUUCUGUCCGACCCAUCAGACACUAAACUGCGGACAUUGUUCAGUACUCGAUCAUCAAUCUUGUAAACAGCAAAUCAUUUCGGAAAUUGCUAAAGUCUUCAAAGAGGGCCAGGGUUAUGACACAAUUAAACAAGUUAUUGUUAAAUUACUAAAGGAUAUUGAUGCCUGUGCGUCUGAUGUUAACGUAAACAUUAAGCUCGUAGAAGACCUUGGAGAACAGGAGAUUGCUAAGAUAAGGAAUUAUCGAGAUCAGAUUAACAAAUUCUUUGAUGAACGUGAAAACGAACUGCUGAAGAACAUUGCCCAGAUGCAAAACAUGGAUGAAAUCCUCCUGGAGUCUCUGAAAUCAAAAUGUAACACCCUUAAGAUCGAGGUAAAUAAAAUAAAAACAAAACUAGAAGCCCAAGAGAACAACACUUGUCAGUUGUUUGUUGAGGCUGAAUUAGCCAAGAACAUGCUGAAGAGAUUGCAAUCAACUCUUGCUGACUUAAACAUGGUAAACUUCAUUCACCAGUAUCAGUUAAAGAAGGACUUCGACACUGAGUACUUGCUGCGUUCCAAGACUGGCCUAGGCACUGUUGAGAUGGCUUCUGCAAAUUCUCUAGCUACAGACCAGAGAUGUGAACGAGCAAGUUCCACAACAAAAGACAAAGACGACAAGAAUAAUACAACUGAUGAUCCUUCUUCCAAUGUACAAGCAGUUGGUGAUGAGAAAACCAGUAGUGCAGCUAAUGCUGAUAUCAGCAUACAAGCAGUUGUCCACAUCACGGCUGCCGAAACAACCAAUAAUCAUUCGGCCAAUACAGAAACAGUUCCACUUUUUGCAAAACCAAAACAAAAAAAGCAGGCCAUAGUCAGCACUGACCUGACCAGCCUGAAGUAUACCCCAGCCAAGGACAUACUAGUCAGUACUCAAUUUUACACCAGAAACUGCCCCCUGUCCGAUAUGCUCCUCCUACCUGGAGACAGACUGCUACUGGCUGAAUGUAUCACACAUACAGUGAAGCUUAUAGAUAUCAACACCAGCAACCUAGUGGCCAAUGUCAGUGUGCCAACAGGGAUAUGGGGCAUGUGUCUCCUCCCUAGGGACAGGGUAGCUGUUAGUUUGACUGACAGUAUUCAGUUCCUAGAGACACGGGGGCAGCUCUCCUUGGGAAAGAGCAUCGCAGUGGAUGGUGAUUGUUAUGGUGUUGGCUACGAUAACAACAGCUUAAUUGUUUCAUACAAAACUGGGAGGGUGGAGAAGAUAGAUAUGGAAGGGAGGGUGUUGAACAAAGUAUCAAAACGUAUGUUUUCUGGCAGCCCGUUUAAGAAACCUUUUUAUUUAACAGUGGUCAAUGAAGGUCCGACCAAGGCUAUUUAUGUGUCAGACUGUGAGAAGAACACAAUCACCAGUCUGGACAUUAAUCUGAACAUUCUCGAGACAUUCCACGACCCAGCACUGAAAGAACCAACAGGCAUCACUGCAGUGGGAAACCAGCUGCUUAUCUGUGGUUUGAAGAGUAACAAUAUAAUGUGCCUGGAUCUGCCCAGUGGUCGGAUGACCCAGCUUCUGUGUGAGAAAGAAGGGAUAGAGUUGCCACGCAGUGUCUGCUACAAUCAGCAGCAGAAUAAGUUGUACGUUACCGUCGAUUUAGAAAUUGGGGAUGUAGACAGUUAUGUAAAGGUGUAUAAGACCACUUGAAUGUAUUAUUAGAUAUGUUUUGUUUGAAUAAGCAACAGGUUCAAAUUAGCCAUUUGGACUAAUUUAAAAAUUUAAUAAGAAAAAAACAGACUAUUUCCUUCUUUGUAUGCUUGUAUCCUGUGUGUGUUGUGUUAGAAUAUAAUAUCAUGUUGUAAAGAGACAAGUUUAUGUGUUUUAGGAUCAGACAGCGAAAAAGAGUACGUUCAUGUGAAUUGUGAACAAAUUCAUGUGCUCUUAUUUUCUUAAUUUGAAGCAAAGGGGUAUGUUUGACCUUUGCUUCAAUAACUUAUUUUCCAAUAUUAAAAUAUUGUUCUCAACACCGUUUUUGAUUAGGGUGAGCGUUGGUGUCCGCAAAUGUUUUCUUAAAGAUUGAAGACCGUUUUCGGUUGCCGAUUCCACCUCAUAUUAUCAAAGAGACUGUUCGUAAAGCUUUCUAUUCAUUUCGUGUUUAUAUAUUGAUGCAUAUAUUGUUCAUUGUUUCCAUUGUGAUGUCUUCCUGUACAAAUAGUCAUAUGUUUAAAGUACUUUUGUAAUGUAAAGUUUACAUAGUUGCUGAGAUAUUAAACUAUGUGUGCUGACAUGCAAACCAUUAAUCAGAAUUUCAAGGUCGAAUAACAAACUGACAUAAUUUGCAUUAAAUGCAAGAUAUGCUAAUCUUACAUGAUAAACAGAGUAGGUUAGUUAGUGGGGAUCACUUGUCUUAAGUUUCAAUAUAUGAUGUAUUUGCUGUUAUAUGCACUUUAAUGUGGUUAAAUCCAAAACUUAACCAGAAUUUCAAAGUCGAAUAAUGAAGUGCCAUAGUUUGCAUUAUAUGCAAACUAUAAUUAUCUUAAUUGAAAAUGUAGGUUGGAUGGUUGAGAACCGUUGCAUGAAGUCCCAAUGCAAUAUAUCAAGUAGUUGCUGCGAUAUUACCUAUGUGUGCUUACAUGCAAAACCUCAACAUAUAUUUCUAAGUCGAAUAAUAAAGGGCCAAAAUUU
This is a messenger RNA of Mya arenaria, 3083 nucleotides long. RefSeq lists its product as uncharacterized. The record is from RefSeq and is a predicted model, not a curated record. Gene Ontology annotation, molecular function: zinc ion binding. The coding region runs from base 135 to 2105 and encodes 656 amino acids. Lineage: Eukaryota; Metazoa; Mollusca; Bivalvia; Myida; Myidae. The transcript is spliced from 4 exons.